UGUCCGUUUAUUCCGGAGCGUGGCCAGCGCCCCGGCCGGACCGCGGAGGCCGCCCUGCCGGAGAGAAGAAGUGGGAGUUGGGGCGCGGAGGGAGGGAGGCGCCCCGAGUCCGCGAGGGCGGCUGUGCCUUUCUCUUUUGCGCGCCCGACGCCUUCCGGGCGCGCCGCCGGGACCGGACUUGGACAGAAGCGAGGAAGGGGCUGGGGUCGCCAGAGCUGCCCCCCACCCCACCCCCGCGCGCAGCGCACGAGCCCGGAGCUGCGUGGACUCCUGGGACCAAGCCACGGGGUGCCGGACCCCAGCCGGAUUAUAAAGCAGGGCGGAGGGGACUGGGACCCCGAGGCCCCCUCUCCAGACUGGUCACCAUGUGGCGGCUGCUGAUCUGGACGCUGCUGGCUCUGCAUCGGAUCCGCGUGGCCGGAGCCCAAGACGAUGUGUCCCCGUAUUUCAAGACGGAGCCGGUGAGGACGCAGGUGCACCUGGAGGGGAACCGCUUGGUGCUCACCUGCAUGGCGGAGGGCAGCUGGCCGCUGGAGUUCAAGUGGCUUCACAACAACAGAGAGCUGACCAAGUUCUCCCUGGAGUACAGGUACAUGAUCACCAGCCUGGACCGCACCCACGCCGGCUUCUACCGAUGCAUCGUGCGGAACCGGAUGGGGGCCCUGCUGCAGCGCCAAACCGAGGUGCAGGUGGCCUACAUGGGGAACUUCGAGGAGGGCGAGAAGCACCAGAGUGUCUCCCACGGAGAAGCCGCCGUCAUCCGCGCCCCACGCAUCGCCAGCUUCCCCCGGCCGCAGGUCACGUGGUUCCGGGACGGCCGCAAGAUCCCGCCCAGCAGCCGCAUAGCCAUCACGCUGGAGAACACCCUUGUCAUCCUGUCAACCGUGGCUCCCGACGCCGGCCGCUACUACGUGCAGGCUGUUAACGACAAGAACGGAGAUAACAAGACCAGUCAGCCCAUCACGCUCGCCGUGGGGAAUGUAGGGGGGCCUGCCGACCCCAUCGCUCCUACCAUCAUCAUCCCUCCCAAGAACACCAGCGUGGUGGCCGGCACCUCGGAGGUGACCAUGGAGUGUGUGGCCAACGCCAGGCCCCUGAUCAAGCUGCACCUCCUUUGGAAGAAAGAUGGGGUGCUGGUGUCGGGCGGCGUCAGUGACUUCAACCGCCGGCUCACCAUCGCCAACCCCAGCAGCCGCGACGCCGGCUACUACGAGUGUGAGGCCACCCUGCGCAGCAGCAGCGUGGCCCCCGUCGUCCGCGGCGCCUACCUCUCCGUGUUGGAGCCACCUCAGUUCAUCAAGGAGCCAGAGCGACACAUCACGGCCGAGAUGGAGAAGGUGGUGGACAUCCCCUGCCGGGCCAAAGGUGUGCCGCCGCCCUCGGUCACGUGGUACAAGGACGCGGCCGUGGUGGAAGUGGAGAAGCUGGCCCGCUUCCGGCAGCACGCCGACGGGGGCCUGCAGAUCAGCGGCCUGGUGCCUGACGACACGGGCAUGUUCCAGUGCUUCGCCCGCAACGCGGCCGGCGAGGCGCAGACCUCCACCUACCUGGCCGUCACCAGCAUCGCCCCCAACAUCACCAGGGGCCCCCUGGACAGCACGGUGACCGACGGCAUGUCGGUGGUGCUGGCGUGCGAGACCUCGGGAGCUCCCAGGCCAGCCAUCACCUGGCAGAAAGGGGAGCGCAUCCUGGCCAGCGGCUCUGUGCAGCUGCCCCGUUUCACGCUGCUAGAGUCGGGCAGCCUGCUGGUGAGCCCCACGCACAUCUCCGAUGCCGGCACCUACACCUGCUUAGCCACCAACUCACGGGGGGUCGACGAAGCCUCGGCCGACCUGGUCGUAUGGGCCCGGACGCGCAUCACCAGGCCUCCCCAGGACCAGAGCGUCAUCAAGGGCACCCAGGCCUCCAUGGUGUGCGGCGUGACCCAUGACCCCCGCGUGGCCAUCAGGUACGUCUGGGAAAAGGACGGGACCACGCUAGCCACAGACGGCAACCCCCGAAUCCGCCUGGACAGAAACGGCUCCCUGCACAUCUCGCAGACCUGGUCCGGGGACAUCGGCACCUACACCUGCAGGGUGCUGUCGGCCGGGGGCAACGACUCUCGUGGUGCCCACCUGCGGGUCAGGCAGCUGCCGCACGCCCCCGAGCACCCCGUGGCCACCCUCAGCACGGCGGAGAGGCGGGCGGUGAACCUGACGUGGACCAAGCCCUUCGAUGGCAACAGCCCCCUGCUCCGCUACGUCCUGGAGAUGUCAGAGAACAACGCCCCCUGGGCUGUACUCCUGGCCAGCGUGGACCCCGAAGCCACCUCGGUCACCGUCAAGGGCCUGGUUCCCGCUCGCUCCUACCAGUUCCGUCUGUGUGCCGUCAACGACGUGGGGAAAGGCCAGUUCAGCAGGGACACGGAGAGGAUCUCCCUCCCCGAGGAGCCCCCCACGGCCCCUCCACAGAACGUCAUCGCCAGCGGCCGGACCAACCAGUCCAUCAUGAUCCAGUGGCAGCCGCCGCCCGAGAGCCACCAGAACGGGCUGCUCAAGGGCUACAUCAUCAGGUACUGCCUGGCCGGGCUGCCGGUCGGGUACCAGUUUAAGAACAUCACGGAUGCUGACAUCAACAACCUGCUGCUGGAAGACCUCAUCAUCUGGACCAACUACGAGAUCGAAGUGGCCGCGUACAACAGCGCGGGGCUGGGCGUCUACAGCAGCAAGGUCACCGAGUGGACACUGCAGGGAGUUCCCACGGUCCCCCCGGGGAACGUGCACGCAGAAGCCACCAACUCCACGACCAUCCGCUUCACCUGGAACGCCCCCAGUCCCCAGUUCAUCAACGGCAUCAACCAGGGCUACAAGCUGAUCGCCUGGGAGCCGGAGCAGGAAGAGGAGGUUACCAUGGUGACCGUCCGGCCCAACUUUCAAGACAGCAUCCACAUGGGCUUCGUGUCCGGCCUGAAGAAGUUCACUGACUACUUUACCUCCGUGCUGUGUUUCACCACCCCCGGAGACGGGCCCCGCAGCACCCCCCAGCUGGUGCGCACCCACGAGGAUGUGCCCGGGCCUGUGGGACACCUGAGCUUCAGUGACAUCCUGGACACCUCGCUGAAGGUCAGCUGGCAGGAGCCAGGAGAGAAGAAUGGCAUUCUCACAGGGUACCGGAUCUCCUGGGAGGAGUACAACCGAACCAACACCCGCGUGACCCACUACCUGCCCAACGUGACCCUGGAGUACCGCGUCACGGGCCUCACCGCGCUCACCACCUACACCAUCGAGGUGGCCGCCAUGACUGCCAAGGGCCAAGGCCAGGUGUCCGCCUCCACCAUCUCCUCGGGGGUGCCUCCAGAGCUGCCAGGGGCCCCCACCAACCUGGGCAUUUCCAACAUCGGCCCCCGCUCCGUGACUUUGCAGUUCAGGCCAGGCUACGAUGGGAAAACCUCCAUCUCCCGCUGGCUGGUGGAGGCCCAGGUGGGCGUGAUCGGAGAGGGAGAGGAGUGGCUGCUGAUCCACCAGCUCGCCAAUGAGCCCGACGCCCGCUCCAUGGAGGUGCCCGACCUGAACCCCUUCACCUACUACAGCUUCCGCAUGCGCCAGGUGAACAUCGUGGGCACAAGCCCACCCAGCCAGCCUUCUAGAAAGAUCCAGACCCUCCAGGCGCCCCCUGACAUGGCCCCGGCCAACGUGACGCUGCGCACGGCCAGUGAGACCAGCCUGUGGCUCCGCUGGAUGCCUCUCCCAGAGAUGGAAUACAACGGGAACGCCGACUCUGUGGGGUACAGGAUCAAGUACAGCAGGUCGGACGGCCACGGCAAGACCCUGAGCCACGUGGUCCAGGACCGUGUGGAGCGGGAGUACACCAUCGAGGGCCUGGAGGAGUGGACGGAGUACCGCGUCCAGGUCCAGGCUUUCAAUGCCAUCGGGAGUGGGCCCUGGAGCCCGACGGUCCUGGGCAGGACCCGGGAGUCAGUCCCUUCGUCUGGCCCUACCAACGUGUCUGCGCUGGCCACCACGUCGAGCAGCAUGCUGGUGCGCUGGAGCCAGGUCCCCGAGGCUGACCGCAACGGGCUGGUGCUUGGCUACAAGGUGAUGUACAAGGAGAAGGACUCGGACUCGCAGCCCCGGUUCUGGCUGGUGGAAGGCAACGCGUCCCGCAGCGCACAGCUCACGGGCUUGGGCAAGUACGCGCUGUACGAGCUGCAGGUGCUGGCCUUCACACGCAUCGGCGACGGCAGCCCCAGCCACCCUCCCAUCCUGGAGCGCACACUGGAUGAUGUCCCAGGGCCACCCAUGGGCAUCCUGUUCCCAGAGGUGAGAACCACGUCCGUGCGGCUGAUCUGGCAGCCCCCAGCCGCCCCCAAUGGCAUCAUUCUUGCUUACCAGAUCACACAUCGGCUCAACACCACCACGGCCAACGCCGCCACGGUGGAAGUGCUGGCGCCGAGCGCCCGCCAGUACACGGCCACCGGCCUCAAGCCCGAGUCUGUGUACCUGUUCCGUAUCACGGCGCAGACCCGCAAGGGCUGGGGAGAAGCUGCUGAGGCCCUGGUGGUGACCACGGAGAAGAGAGACCGGCCGCAGCCGCCCAGCAAGCCUGUGGUGCGGCAGGAGGACGUGCGAGCCCGCAGCGUGCUGCUGUCCUGGGAGCCGGGCAGCGACGGGCUGUCCCCCGUGCGCUACUACACCGUGCAGACCCGCGAGCUGCCCAGCGGCCGGUGGGCGCUGCACUCCGCCUCCGUGAGCCACAACGCCUCCACCUUCGUUGUGGACAGGCUCAAGCCCUUCACAUCCUACAAGUUCCGAGUAAAAGCCACCAAUGACAUUGGGGACAGCGAGUUCAGCGAGGAGUCGGAAUCGCUGACCACCCUGCAGGCCGCCCCCGAUGAAGCCCCCACCAUCCUCUCGGUGAUGCCGCACACCACCACCUCUGUGCUGAUCCGAUGGCAGCCCCCAGCCGAGGACAAGAUCAAUGGCAUCCUCCUGGGCUUCCGCAUCCGGUACCGGGAGCUGCUCUACGAGGGGAUGAGGGGCUUCACGCUUCGAGGCAUCAACAACCCUGGCGCCAAGUGGGCGGAGCUUACCUCCCUGUACUCCAUGCGGAACCUGAGCCGGCCCGGCCUCACCCAGUACGAGCUAGACAACCUGAACAAGCAUCGGCGCUAUGAGAUCCGGAUGAGUGUGUACAACGCCGUGGGCGAGGGGCCCCUGAGUGCCCCCCAGGAGGUCUUCGUCGGGGAGGCCGUGCCCACGGCAGCACCCCGAAACGUGGCCGUCCACGGCACCACGGCCACACAGCUGGAUGUGACAUGGGAGCCACCCCCCCUGGACGGCCAGAAUGGAGACAUCCAGGGUUACAAGAUUUACUUCUGGGAGGCCGAGCGGCGGAACCUCACGGAGCGGGUGAAGACGCUCUUCCUGGCUGAGAACAGUGUCAAGCUCAAGAACCUCACCGGCUACACAGCCUACAUGGUCAGCGUAGCGGCCUUCAACGCCGCAGGGGACGGGCCGCAGAGCGCCCCCGCCCGGGGCCAGACCCAGCAGGCAGCCCCCAGCGCGCCCAGCUCGGUCAGGUUCAGCGAGCUGACCACCACCUCGGUGAACGUGUCCUGGGAGGCCCCGCAGUUUCCCAACGGCAUCCUGGAGGGCUACAGGCUGGUAUACGAGCCCUGCACCCCUGUGGACGGGGUCAGCAAGAUCGUGACCGUGGACGUCAAGGGAAAUAGCCCUCUGUGGCUGAAGGUCAAGGACCUGGCGGAAGGCAUGACCUACAGGUUCCGCAUCAGAGCCAAGACCUUCACCUACGGGCCGGAGGUGGAGGCCAACGUCACCACAGGCCCAGGAGAAGGGGCCCCGGGACCCCCAGGAGUGCCCAUCAUCGUGCGGUACAGCUCGGCCAUCGCCAUCCACUGGUCCAGCGGAGACCCCGGGAAGGGGCCCAUCACCCGCUACGUCAUAGAGGCCCGGCCGUCAGACGAAGGCCUGUGGGACAUCCUCAUCAAAGACAUCCCCAAGGAGGUGAGCUCCUACACGUUCAGCGUGGACGUCCUGAAGCCCGGCGUGAGCUACGACUUCCGCGUCAUCGCGGUCAACGACUAUGGCUUUGGCACCCCCAGCAGCCCCUCCCAAUCUGUGCCAGCCCAGAAAGCCAACCCCUUCUACGAGGAGUGGUGGUUCCUGGUGGUCAUUGCCCUCGUGGGCCUCAUCUUCAUCUUGCUACUGGUCUUCGUGCUCAUCAUCCGUGGCCAGAGCAAGAAGUACACCAAGAAGACAGACGCGGGGAACAGCGGCAAGUCUGGAGCCCUAGGCCACGGGGAGAUGAUGAGCUUGGAUGAGAGCAGUUUCCCUGCCCUGGAACUCAACAACCGGCGCCUGUCUGUCAAGAACUCCUUCUGCCGGAAGAACGGCCUGUACACCAGGUCUCCGCCCAGGCCCAGCCCGGGCAGCCUCCACUACUCCGACGAGGACGUCACCAAGUACAACGACCUCAUCCCGGCGGAGAGCAGCAGCCUGACUGAGAAGCCCUCGGAAGUCUCCGACUCUCAGGGAAGCGACAGCGAGUACGAGGUCGACCCGAACCCCCAGAAGGCCCACUCCUUCGUCAAUCACUACAUCAGCGACCCCACCUACUACAACUCGUGGCGGCGCCAGCAGAAGGGCAUCUCGCGGGCACAAGCCUACAGCUACACCGAGAGCGACUCGGGCGAGCCUGACCACGCCCCCGUCGCCAACAGCAACAGCGCCCAGCAGGGCAGCCUGUUUCGGCCCAAGGCCAGCCGGACUCCAACGCCCCAAAACGCCCCGAACCCCCCGAGUCAGCAGAGCACCCUCUACCGCCCGCCCAGCAGCCUGGCCCCCGGCUCCCGGGCCCCCAUAGCAGGAUUCUCAUCGUUUGUUUGACGUCAGCAGAAGAAGGGGAAGGAAGAAAAAAUGGCACCAACAAUUCCUUCGCUGCUUCCCGCGCCGUCUGCCGGAAAACAAAAACACCAAGAAACCAAGUCGACUCUUCACCUCCCAAGUUUAUUUUUCCAGAGAUUCCAGGGCCAGCAAGCCAGCGUGGAGGAGGAGGAGGGGGAAGAGGCCGUGUGUGGCCCCAGCUCCCAGAACUCACCAGGCUCACUGCUCCUUGGGGGAUUGCACAGACCUGGGACGCCGCUGCACGGGACUUGCAGUGGGUGAAGGAGGGAGGGCGGGCUAAGGCAGGAAGAAGCUUCUGGAUGCCUAGCGGGCUGCCCCUUCCCGAAUGUGCAGGGUCCCUAGGCCCACAGUGGCCGCUCCUCUGGGACAAGCCCUGGGCCCCUGGCACCUGAUGGCCCCGCCCAGCCCUGGCCUGCCCCGCCCACCUCCCUCAAUCAACUCCUCCACCAUGCAUUUGAUUUAUUCAGAAAGAAAAGGAAGACAAAAAAAAAGUGCUAAAGGGUGAGAAUGUGCUUAGUGAGUUCCUGGUCCCUUCAGAGUGUUUUCGAAGUGAAUGCAAGAGGGGUCUGCAGGGUAGGGGAAGAGCCCCUCCCCUCCCCCACAGCUGAGCCCUGCCUCCUCUUCCCUGAGCACAGACGAGGAGCAGCGAGGUCUGGGGAGCAGAGGCCCAGCGCUGUGGGGGGCUCAGGUGGGAGGCAUUGUAGGAAGUCUGCAAUGAAAAAACAAAGCUUUAUUCUGUAUCUUCCAAUCCAGGUGCCACCUGCUGCACCUUGCUCCUAACACAGACACACAUACACACACACAGCUCCUGCACACUUGCAAGGAGAGGGUCCGGGGCUCCUUUAGGAGAGACUCCCAGAGUCCACCUCCCAAGCGGCACGCACACUCAGAUCUGUGGCCCUCCUGUCCCGGCCCCUGCCUCCCAAGCACAGCAGCACGCAGCCCAGAGCGGCACCCACUUUUCAGAGUCAGGGCUCAGCCUGGUCAGGGCUGGGAGUGAGGCGGGGGGAUCAGGAGACUAGUCCAGAUGCACUCAGCCCACGGCCACGCUGGCCAGGAGGGGCAGGUUGCACGGGAGCGAGGCACAGGAAUGGCUCAUGGGAGGACAAGGUUCUGCCACCAAGAAUGCUCUGGAAACAGCCGCUUCUGCUGGCCUGAUUGUCCCAUAGCCUUGGGACUUCUGAUACCCUUGGAGACCCCAGCCAGCCCUGAGAAGCCACCCUGAGGCCAUGGCCUCCUCUCUGGUGGUGGACGGGUGCCUGCAGGGGGCUUGUUCCACCCCACACACACGGGGACGGUGGCCCUGCCAUCAGGAAGGUGAUGCCCUGCUUUGGGGGAGAGGGGAAGAGUUAGGGGAGCCCUGAGUUGGGGACAUGAGUAUGUACCUGUCCGCACCAGCCCCAGUCAGCCACUGUGAUGGUGAUAGGGGAGGGGAGUCUGCCCCCCCCAGCCAUGGGCUCCCCCCACCCAUGCACUUGACCCUGGGAAAUAUCAAAGGAGAGCUGGAAGGUGGUUCAGCAGGCAGGUGCCCCAACACCCGUGGGAACAGUGGGUGCCCCACUGAGCGGGUCCUGGAGGGAAGCACCACUUUCCCCCCAGGAGGGCACUGGGUGGAGGUUUUGCUCCUCCAGGAAGUGGGGCGCUGGGGCCCCCGUAGACGCUCCGCCCCUCGCCGCUGUCCCCUCUGCAGCCCCUGGCGACCUCCCAGCUGCACAUCUGGCUGCCUCUGCACAGGCGCCCGCCGGCUGUGCCCUCGGCUUCCUUCUCACCUUUUUUUUUCUUUUCCUCUAACGACUCCAUCCCUCCCCCUCUCCAGUGUGUAACCAUUUAAGGAAGUUCCCCUGCGUUAGGGGAUUGUGUUAGCCCCACCCCUUGAGGGGUUCCUAAGAGGAAGGGGACUGAGUCCAAACUCUGUGCAGGUGAGCGCGUGCGGCACCAGAGGCAGACAUCCUUUGGUGCCCUGAGAGCGUCCCUGCCCCGGCUCAUUCACACCUGUGCUGGCACACACGCACGCGCAGAUACACAGGGGCCGCACAUCCGCUCGUGCGUUAGCUGGUGGACUCUCGGAGCCCCUCGUGGGCUAAGCCGUCUCCCCAUGAGGCACAGGCGGCCUGGCGAUCUGCUGUCUGGAGAGGGAGGACGCUGUGCCAAACCCUGGAUUUGCCCAAAGCAAAUGUCCCCACCCCGCUCUGGACGACACCGGCCCCUCUGAAAUGCCACCUCCGGUGCCCCAGCCACGUCUGGAGGCCGCAGCCUCUGGCUGUGCAACUGUGGAUUUUUUAAAGACAUCUCCUUGUUCUUGUUUACAUAUCUACCUGGGCACUGGAGGCUCCCAACCCCCCUCCCAGGCUCCCAGCCACACUAGCAGGGUGUGGCAGGCACAGCCCACCAGUGACAGGAAGCCCUCCCUGUGAGCCAGUGACGUUAGGGCUCCUGCCCAGGGGACGCCCCAGGAAGUAGGGUCACACGGAGACACACCUGACCCCUGGGCGUGGCCUUGCGGUGCCCAGGAGCCCACACUUGGCAGCCCAGGGCUGACCUCUCUGCUGUUGGCUGUGCCUCCUUGGUUCACAGGCGCUCCUCACCCAGACUGCCCAGAGUGACGAGGCUCCCAGAAGCCCCUACCUCCUAGAGCUCCAAGGGGCUUUGCACACCCAGGCUGUCUCCCCUUCUGGUCCCCCCCCAACUCUAAACCAGACACUGCCAGGACUCAGAGGGAACAAAGGCACAGCGGGGGGGGGGCUGCCCCGCCCGGCACACACUCCUGUGAAGCCGCUUCCUGUCGCUGCCCCCGCCUCUCUGGGCAGUUUCUCUUGGAGCCAGAGUCUCCCAGCGGCAGGACUGGGCAGGGGCUUCUCCCACCUUCCCAGUGUGCACUCACGGGGUGUGGGGCCCCUGAGUGGGAGGGGGGACCAUCAGAACAGCCGCUCCCAGCCCCCGAGUGCCUCUCCACGAUCCUGUCCCCGGGCAGCCACAGGCGUACCCACAGGCAGCCCUGGCCCCCAUCCUAGGCACAGGUGUCCCUGGGUCCGGCUGCCUGUAUGACCAAAAGCAUUGAAACGAGUUACCAGAGACUCCAAAAACAAAACACAACACAAAUCUUUAUUUUUUUGAUUUAAAAGAUAUAAUGAAAAAUCACACGGAGAGAGGAUUCAUUAUGGCAGGUGUCUUAUCUGUGAGAAAAAGUAUAUAUCUAUAUGUCCUAUAGCUUGUUAGCUGGUUUAUUUUUUAAAUGAAAGGUAAGAAAGAAAUUGAUUUGAAAUAUAUACCACGAGAAGUCCCAGGUCCUGUCGA
Lepus europaeus (European hare) is the source of this 10196-nucleotide messenger RNA. RefSeq names its product sidekick cell adhesion molecule 2 (gene SDK2). Lineage: Eukaryota; Metazoa; Chordata; Mammalia; Lagomorpha; Leporidae. The transcript is spliced from 45 exons. The coding region runs from base 366 to 6884 and encodes 2172 amino acids. Gene Ontology annotation, molecular function: protein binding. The record is from RefSeq and is a predicted model, not a curated record.